Molecule: messenger RNA, 9464 nt
Organism: Schistocerca serialis cubense
Lineage: Eukaryota; Metazoa; Arthropoda; Insecta; Orthoptera; Acrididae
Exons: 13
Coding region: 156-7202 (2348 amino acids)
Biological process (GO): positive regulation of transcription by RNA polymerase II
Cellular component (GO): transcription regulator complex; nucleus; histone methyltransferase complex
Source: RefSeq, a predicted model, not a curated record
CGGCUCUUGUUAUUGUUCCAUGGCGUUUAUGACUUCGUCCAAAUUAUGUCCGUUUUUUCUUCGUUUAUAGGUUUUUUAGCCCUGUGCCCCAUUGUGGGGCUGUGAGGAUAGGGAGGGUUACCAAAAGCAGGAGCAUGUGAGUCUGAUUGGCAGAGAUGGCUGCAGAUAGCGAUGGUGAUCUAAUUGAGACAGUUGUGACAUGUGAAGGAGACCUCAAAGAUCCUUAUUUCCCUGAGAAGUUCAAGCUCAUAGUGCAGCGUUUACGUGUGCUGUUGUGUGAAGGAAAAGCAGAGUCCCUUCGAGUAUCAAAGGUGGAGCCAUGGAACUCUGUUCGUGUUACAUUCACAAUUCCAAGGGAAGCAGCACUUCGUCUGAGGCAGCUCGCACAGCAGGGGGAUCAAGCUCUUACACAGCUUGGUAUACUGUCGGUGCAGGUCGAAGGAGACCAGGCAAACAUCGCCGUCCUCCGUCCGUCCGACCUCGCCGUCCUCCGUCCGUCCGACCUCGCCGUCCUCCGUCCGUCCGACCUCGCCGUCCUCCGUCCGUCCGACCUCGCCGUCCUCCGUCCGUCCGACCUCGCCGUCCUCCGUCCGUCCGUUCGUCCGACCGACCUCGCCGUCCUCCGUUCGUCCGACCUCGCCGUCCUCCGUCCGUCCGUCCGACCUCGCCGUCCUCCGUCCGUCCGUCCGACCUCGCCGUCCUCCGUCCGUCCGUCCGACCUCGCCGUCCUCCGUCCGUCCGUCCGACCUUGCCGUCCUCCGUCCGUCCGUCCGACCUCGCCGUCGUCCGUCCGUCCGACCGACCUCGCCGUCCUCCGUCCGUCCGACCUCGCCGUCGUCCGUCCGUCCGACCUUGCUGUCCAGAUUUCCUUUAUCCGUCAACCUGACUUUCCUCGCUCUUCUGCCGUCGGCCUAACCUCACUAGCCCUUCUGCCAUCAACUAGACCUCUCCUGCCCAUCUGUCCUACAAUCUACCACCUGCUCCUUUUCACCCUUUUGCGCGUAGCCUUCCUUGGGUAUUUAUCAUUUGUCAGUAAAAAAUCAGUAACACCCAAUGUGGGCUUAGAAUUUGCCCAAAAAGGAAAAUCAGAAGAGACAUUUGUAAUAUCAUUGAGGAUUGCCAGUCGUUUUGGAGGAGAAAGUCAAGAAAUUGUCCUUCAGACAGCUCCAGGGAAUGCAGACGAACAGGUUUCCCUGCAGCAACCAGUACCAUCAACAUCUGGAAUAUCAAAUGCAAGCUGUCCUGACACAGCAGCUGUGGCAGCUGCAGGACUAGCACGUGGUGUUGUGCAUCUACUGCAGCAAGCAGUAGCAUCAAAAUCGGAACCACCUCCUGCAACCACAUUUCGCAGUCCAAAUGUUGUUGCACCUACAGACGGUGACCCUAUACCACCAUUUCCCCAACCGAGACGAUCACCUGGCAUCUCGGGAACACCACCUGGAACAGCCUCCUUGACAGCAGCUUCGUCUGCACCAGCAGGUGGCACAGUACCUGCAGGUCCUGCUCCUGCUUAUCCAGGUCCCUUUCCAUUUGCCAGUAUGACUCACGCAGCACAUGCUGCUGUGCGUGACCAGCCUUUUGUUUCAUCUGCUGCAGUUCCUGCCCCAGCUGCAGCACACCAUAAUUUUGCAACACCACCUCCACCUCCAUAUCCAGGUUCCCAAACCCAGCCUCAACAACAGCAAGCUGUGUACAAGACAACAUCAGGGCCUGCAGGUCUCAGGCAGCCGCCUAACUGUCAGGUUCCUGGUACUGCACCUGUGACUGCAGCCAAUGUGGCUCUAUCGAGUCCAUUGCUUGUCAACUUGUUGCAGAACGAUGGCAGUGGAGGCCCACCUGCCAAAAUGCCUCCACCAGUGUUGGCCGAUAGGCAGGCCAGAGCUCGUGCAGCACUGGUGGUUCAACAGCAACAGCAGCAGCAGUUACAUACUGCUGUUCGGCGAAAGUCUGACGCUUUGCGGGUGUUCCGGCAUCACCUCCAGCUGAUGGCCCUGUCGCCCAUCCACUUCCUUCUGGUCAUUCUCGUCUGCAACAGGCACCACCUGUGUCAGGCACUUCACUUCAACAGAACCAGCAACCAGUGCCUCAACAAUCUGCACAGCAACAGCAGCAGAAAACGUAUAGCGGUUCCCUACACACCCUUCAGGCUCCUCGUGCCAGCAACGACCUUUGCCUGCUCCCAGUCCUGCAGCUCCUCGCCCUCAGGGAUCUUCAUUUCAGCAGCAACAGAAUUCACUACCAACAAAUCCCCACCGUAUCCUCGCACUGCUCAACCGGUCAUCCGACCUCAACAGCAGCGUGUCAACCAAAUCCCAGCGAAAGAAUCAGCAAGUCAGUUGCGACCACAGAAGAUGCCAGGCACAGAUUUUCAAAGAUUUGGAGAUAUGAGACCAGCUGUGCCUGAAGCUUCGAAAGCUCGACAUAGUGCUCCCAGUCAGUGGCCACGAGGGACAGCUCCACCUUACAGUUACCGGAUUUCCACUGAAUCCAGGCCAAGGCCAGCCAUGUCACCGCCAGUUUCUCCACCAUCAGCACCUGAACCACCAGCGUCACCUCCAUCAGAACUAACAUCAUCUGGGAAGAAACGUCAGUUCCUCAUUAAUCCACUGACAGGUCACUUAGAGCCAGUAGCAAGUGACAGUGGCUCAGACGGCGAGACAGAGGCAUCUACAGCAGCUGCAGACGACCCAUUCUUCUGCUUUCCAUCUCCUCUCAAUGAUCGGUCCAACUCUGUGUUUUCGGAUGAUGAUGAUGACGUGAGCAGUACAGUAUCACGGAGAGCUGACACAACAACUACUGAUCAGUCAGACUCAGAAGCUACUGUUCGCUCCACUGGCAGUGAAUCAUCCAUGCCAUCUAGGCAUCCACGUUCCAAGGUAUCACGAGAUUCUGCUCAAAGCCCUGCACCGGGAGAGUCAAUCAGGCUACGCCUAAAACUUGAGAAGAGUGAACCAGCUUACAAGGUAGACGUCUCAUUUGUCAAUGUACCCCCAGCCCGAAAAGCAGCGGAGGUGAGGGCUGCACACACUCAGCAAGGGCGGCUUUUUGGAGCACAAGGAGGACAAGCAGCUAGUGGGCAGACUAGUGAAGAGCCUCGUGUACCCCCUCUGCACAUAUCACUUAGAGGUCGAAAUGCUGCUGUUGUUGUAGGCUCCCGCAAGGACAGAAAGUGGCAGGGCAGUACCAACAAGGAUGUGAUAAGUGGACCACAUGGCUCAUCACAGACUGCCUCCAGUGUUGCUUCUGGAAAACGUUCGUCUUCAUCCUCUUCUGGCAAAUUAAAGUGUUCCUCUUCAAAAGUACGUGAUGCUUUGUCAGCAGAUGGCACAGGAUCGGCUUUAAAAUUCAAGAAAGUUGUUGGGGUUCCAGAUGGUAUGAACCAAGUGAGUAGCCCACCAGUAGUUAAAAUUAAGAAGCCUGGGUUAUCAGUUCCAAGCGAAAAUACCAACCAUGUGUCACCGUCUUCAAUUAUGAGGAUAAAGAAGCCAAGCACUAGUAGUUUGAGUAGUUUGGAGAACACAUCCGUUCCAACUGCUUCUCCUCUGGUGCGACUAAAGAAACCAGGAACCUUGUCUGCCACUGUACCAGAUGGCUUGAAUGCACCUGGUUCAGUAAUGAGGAUCAAGAAGGCUCAAGAAAGUGCCGAAAUUUUAGACGGACAUGCACCAACUUCACCAGGUCCUUUUGUACGCAUCAAGAAACCCCCAAAUUCAAGUGCUAUCUCGUGUACAUAUUCUCCUUCUACAUCACCCGCACUCAGUAGCAAACUUUCAACAAAAACUUAUUCAAAAUGUGAUAUAUCAAAAAGGGAUACUACUGGUAAUUUCUUAAAUGACAGGACAGCUGCAAGUGUCGGUGGCAGUGAUCUCGCAGGCAAAGUGAAAGUGAAGUGCAAAGAACGACGGAAUGAACACGAUGUUGAAGAUGUACCAUUGAAAGCGCGAUUGAAAGAACAAGAUGGUUCUCCAAGUGUAGAUGUUGGUGUAGUGAGGAAGUCUCCUGCAUUUUCCCCCGAUCCUGCUGAAACCGGACCAGGUCGGCCUGAACCUUCACCACACAAGUUGAAACGCAAGGAGUCACGUAAGAAAUCGCAUCAUGCAUUGGAGAGGGAUCGAGACAAAGAAAGGGACAGGGAUCGUGAUCGUGAUGUGGAGUCACUUCCAAGUGGAAAGUGGCACACAGCAGUUGAAGAAUUGCGGCGGACAUCUCGAAUCCCAGUGCCUGAGGUAGAAAAUGGUGUUUCACAAAGCCUCAGGCACAAUGCAGAUGACAGGGAACUCGGAUUCACAGAGUCUCAGGGUAUUGCAUCUUCUGUGAAACCAAAGCUGCGCCCUACUUUAACUGUGUCUGAAAGUCACGGACAUUCUCAGGAGACUUUCAACAGUGGGGUAGUAAGGCAGAACUCUCCAGUGUCAUCAAGUGCAAAACAAGUGGGCAGUGAUUCUGUGAUACUUAGUGAUAAGCGCGGUACUGUCCCCCGCAAGGGAGAAGAACUGCUUACUUCAGGCAAGUCGAGUCCCACAGGUAGGCUUACAGUCACAGGAAAGAUCUCAAAUGAUGUCCAUCGCAAACAGAGUGCUGUGCAUAGUGCCAUAAAGCAGGAGAGAACUCGGUUUGUUGAGAAUUAUCUCCAGCAGAAUCCUCUAGUUGCUAACUGCUUAAAGAAGCAGCAUCGUGACCUUCCAAACUGUGAUUCUAAACGCAGCUUAUCUAUCAAAAAACCUGCUGCAGAUAGGUCAGGCACAGAAGAAAGGAACAAUGUAAUGAGGAGUGUAGUGACUGUCAAUAGGGUGCAGAUAGAUGCCAAACAAGAGAAUGAAAUGAACCCCAGUAUUCCCCCCAAAAUUGCUACAACUCUUCCUGUUGGGGAGUUAGAUGUAUCGGAGGCCAAAGUGAAACAGAGGUUGCUCGAAGAUGACCCUCUACCUCUUCCGAGAAAGCGGCCUCGGACAGACGCAGUUCUCACAGUGGUGUUGCCAGCUGUAAAAGAAGACAAAAAAGAUAGUGAUGUGUCUGUGGCUUCAAGAACUGCUUCUGCAGACAGUGAUGACGGUCCACCUGUAGAUCCAAGUAGUGAGCGACAGUGCAGUGUGACACCGACGGAUGGAAGUGUGAGUCGUGUGAGUGGUGCUGACAGCCCUGCAGGUCCAGGGGUGCCAGGGGAACAGGGAAACACUCAAGGUGAGGACUCUGGUAUAGAAUCAAUGGACGCAUUAUCAGAAAAAAGUCCAAACCAAGGUGAAAGCCCAUGUCGUAAGGAAGAGAAAGAUGGUGAGCAACAGCCAUGUGCUCGCAACGAUAGCAGUAAAAAGUGUUCCAUACAACAGGUUUCUGUAGAUUCUGUCACCACGAUUACAGAAACACCUGUGGUCGAAAGGCGAGAUGAUGGGUGUUCUGAACAGUAUCUUUCCCAAAAUGAUAGUCAUAGUACCUGUACAAAUACAGAACCUGAAAACAGGGUUUCUGAGAAUCCAGUUGUAAGUCUUGAUUCUACAAGCCCUGCACACAGCCCAGUGCCCCAAGAUAGUUCAUUGACUGAUUCGUCUUUCUCUGGGUCCAACACUGCCUCACAAAAUCAGGGAAACUUUACACCUGUGGUAGAUAGCAUAAAAUCUCCAGAGUCACAAACGGAGCAGCAGACUUGCAGGUCAGGUAUGCCUUCUGCUCAAGUUGAAAAUAAAGAUCCAGAUGAUGCGGAUUUGUCUUUAGCUUUGGGAGAAAGUGACAACUCCAAACAAGAAGAUGCAGGCAGUUCUACUGUUUUACCAACAGAUCACCAGCUAGAGCCAUCCAGUGGUGCAGAAGGAGAAUUAGGGAGUGAUAAGACUGCAGUUACAACUGAUGCGGAAAGUUCAGUGGCAGUUUCUUCAGACGACAUUGGAGUACCAUCCAGGAUGUCUGCAUCUCCCACACGAGUGCCUGAUCCAAUAUGUUCCCCAACGCCUGGUGAUCCACAACCUGUGCGCACCACACCUCCCUUGUACACAUAUUCAAAUCCAGAAAAACAUCGUGAAGACACCCCAUCACCGGCAGCACUGGGACCAGACGAAGAAGAGGAUCCAGACGGUCCGCCAGUACCACGGAGAAGGAAGCGCCGACCUAAUUUACCUGAUGACCACGAUGUUGAUCCUUCACCAGAGGAAAGUCAGGUUCCUGCACCCAUUCGUGGAAAAUCGUUACUGGAACAACUUCUUGUCGAAAUUCCAGGAGAGGGUGCAAGUGGUGAAGGUUUAAGUUCAAUUUCAACGGCUGCAAGUCGAAGGGGCCCAGGCACACGUAGUGCACGACUAAGCAGACCACCUCCAAAUGCUGCUGCGAGUCCUGGUUCUGGACGUACUGCAAACCUCGGGAAAAGGCGGCGCAACGGAUCGGAGAGUGCUGCUGAGGAACCUCAACCACGUCCCGGAAAACGAAAAUGUUCUGAAAAUGCUGCUGAGCUCAUUAAAGCGUGCAUGGGUUUAGAGGACAUUCCCAGCAAGAGACCAUCUGCCAGCCUUGGUCCGUCUCACCUGUCCGUGCCUGACCAGAUGCAGAUCCGCAGGACUUCUGGCAAACCUCAUCGGAGGGCUGACGUGGAAUCUUCAGACGAUGAACCACUCAUUGAAAUUGCUGGCAAGGGUCGAGCGCGAAGUGCCUCUGAGGAGAGGGCAUCUCCGAAGCUGAAAAACAGAAUAAAUAAUAAGACUCAGGAUGAGGAUAACAGAAGCACCGCGGGACUGCAAGUUCGAACAAACAACCGCCUUGUGAACUCGAGAUCCUCCCCUGGUGGAUCAGGACUGGGGACUGUGGCUCCAAGUUCGAAAGACGCUGUACGGCGCACUGGAGCCACAGGGACAGGGGAGGAUACACCUCGGAGAUCUGUACGCCAGACACUUGGAAUGGCAGGAAGAACACCAGCACGAGCUUCACCUCCUCCCACUAGGCUUGCCACCACGGUAUCUGUUGCUACAGCUGCCUGCACUUCAACAGCAUCUGUGACAACUACUACUACUGCACCUACUGUGGCAAGCACUGCAGCUAAAUCGGUUAUUCGUCAGGUGCAGACUGGCAGCAGUAAUGCUGGUAUUGCAACUAAUAGUGGAAGUAACACCGGUGAAGAACUUGGCCGUAGGAAAACGAGAAGUGGAGCAGCUGCCAGCCCAGUUUCUGAGUCGGAGAUGAUGCUGAGUAAGAGGAGGAGAUCUUCAAGAGAUGGAAAAUGAUUGCUGGAGUUUGACAGUGACACAGAUACGGACUGACAUUAAAUCUGUGGCUGUAAAACAGUUACUUUUGAAGGAUAUUUGCUUUUUAGUGGCAGAAAAAUUUGCAUGAAUGGAUUUUAUAAUAUCAAAAACAGCAUCUUGUACCAAUUGCCUUAUACCUUGUGUGUUAAAUUUUUUAAAGGAAGUGCAUUACUUACAAAGAAUUAUUCGUGUUACGGACUAUUGCUUGAAAUGAGCUAAUUCUUGUUAAACUUGUGAAAAGAAAAUAGCUUUGAAAAAGUUAUUAAGAACACUAUUUUUAUCCAAUGGUAUCUUCAUCCAAAUGUUUUCAUAUAAAUGUAUAGUCUUGUACGCAGUUAACAGCAGUGACUGUUCCAUACAUUAAUGCCAUGUUGACAGUUGUAAUCGGCCAGUGCGCUACAUGAAUUAGUCAUUUUUUCCCUUCCUUUCAAAUUAUUUUUUGGGUCAUUGUAAUUCAGAGGACUCUAAAAAGUAAUCACAAUAUUAAUUGAAGAUGAAGUUAAAGUGCUUAAGAUUUUUCAAAUGUUUUUAAUAUACCAAUAGCAUUGCUUCUUUGAGAAGUGUGACCUUUGUCAAAAUGGCAGAAUUUAAUUUGCUUUGCAGAUUUUGUAUUCAGGUUAUGUACAGAUUUUGUUGCAGAACUGUAAAAUAAUUUUAGAUGUUCCAUCUGCAUUAACUUUUAGUCCUGAGGUUGUGCCAAUAUGUGCAGCGUUACCAUUUUAAGAGUUCUUUAAUAUUCAUGUUUUUAUGAAGUUGAUUUUGGGAUGAACUAUAAUUACAAAUUUCGUUUUUGAAAUUUUUUCUUGACGUUUCGAUGUGUGGAACUAACUUUUGCUCCCUCCCCCUUCCCCCUAAAGACGGGACAUGUUUUUCACAUGGACAGAUUUGAUAUGUUUUCUUGCUUCUUUAGUUUCUUUUGUUCUUCAGUUCUGUAACUUAAGCAUGUUUUGACUUUUUUCUUUCUACAUGUUGAUUCUGUAUUGUGCAGUGGUGAGGGUACAGUUUUCUCCUAGUUUUACCACUUUAUUUGAUGACCAUCAUUGUUUUUUCUUUGGAAUGCUGUUUCUGAUAUUUUUAAUCCUACCUAAAUUUAAAGUCAGUGCUGAUAAGUAAUCAAAGAAGGAAUCUACAGGUAUAUAGCUUCUUACAUUAGUUCCUCUUAAAAUAAAAUAAAAAUUGUGGUACUUUUAUGAGUGCAGACCUUCAAUUUUACAUUAUGAAAAUGCAUAUCACCUGACAGAUUUUAUUCCGCUUUCUUCAGUUUCUUUUAUUUUCUUAACAUUUAUACUAUUAGUAGUAGAGUUAGUGGCUUGUGUUAUUAUGGUGGGGAUAUGAUUAUUUUGGCCAGUACAACAUUCACAAACUUUAAAUAAAACUAAAUAGAUAUAUAUAUUACAUACAUAUAUAUUGUAUACAUGUGAACUGAUGCUAAAACAGGAGAUAUUUUCUCUGAAUAUAUAUAUAUGCAAGAUGUUAAAUAGUUUUCCGCAGAGUAAUGUUUGUGCGGUGACAUUUUGCUUUUGUGAUAAGACUUUUGUACUGUAAAAUGCGUACACAUGUUGUAUAAUAUAUACAAGCAUACAUAAAUCCAUACAUACAGAUAAUUUUAUUUACUUUGACAUUUGUUGUUGAUAUGGCUGUUAGGAAGUUUUGCAAGCAAUUAACUUAUAGAAUGUAUGUUGGUAUGUUUGAGUGUAUUUGCGCAUUAAAAUAUAUGUAUAUGGAUGAAGCUAUUUGUAUACUCGGCUGUAAAAAUUGUGUAUUUUAAUUAUUUUUAGCAAUCUUAUCUCUUCUAUUUGUGGUGUUUUUCAUUUAUUCAGAUAUUGUCUGCUUGAAUAUACUUUUCAAAUUAUUUUGGACAGUGAAAACUUUUUGCUGUUGCUUUUAAAAUGGCGAGGCAUGUUUUAAGGGGUAUAUUGGACAAAUGGAAACAAUAUAAUAUUUUUAUGUACACCUUGUUUGAGCAAUGCAAAGUAAGUAACUGAUUGCUGAAUUUGUAAAUGUCAUGAGCACAUAGCCCAUGAUCUGCUUCAGAGCAGUUUACAAGUCUUCUAGUUUCAUACCUUUUAUAUGAGUCUUUGUGUGUUGUGAGCUGUGUAGGUGCAUGAAGGAACUUGGAGACUUUCUGGGUUUGAGCUAGGAUAGCUGACAAAGGAUUAAUAUUGCUAGUGUGUGUGUGUGUGUGUGUGUGUGUGUGUGUGUGUGUGUGUGUGUGUGAGUGAGAGAGAGAGAGAGAGAGAG